Messenger RNA from Nicotiana tabacum (common tobacco), 3160 nucleotides. RefSeq names its product receptor-like protein Cf-9 homolog. Gene Ontology annotation, molecular function: protein binding. NCBI's taxonomy places the organism in Eukaryota, Viridiplantae, Streptophyta, Magnoliopsida, Solanales, Solanaceae. The record is from RefSeq and is a predicted model, not a curated record.
UUCAUUACCAACUUUUGAACUCUUUUUUAUGCUAAACAUGGGCUACAGGCAACUCUCAGUUGUGCUGUUAGUUGUCUUUCUCUGUAAAUUUUCUUUCUCUUCGACCCUGUGCCCUAUAGAUCAAAGCAUUUCGCUUCUAAAAUUCAAGGAAACGCUUACUAUAGAUCCUACGCGUAGUUGGUGUUAUCCAAAAACGGUUUCAUGGAAUAUGAGCAGAGAUUGCUGCAUAUGGGAUGGAGUGAAAUGCGAUGAGUUGAGUGGCCAUGUCAUUGAACUUGACCUAAGUUGCAGCCAGCUUAAAGGGAAGAUUGAUUCCAACAACAGCCUCUUCCAGCUCUCUCAUCUACAAAGACUUAACCUUUCUAUGAACGACUUCUCUGAUUCGCACAUUUCACCUGCAUUUGGUAGGCUUUUGAGCUUGACGCAUCUUGAUCUUUCCAGCUCGUCUUUCUCAGGUCAAAUUCCUUCUGAAAUCUCUCAUCUUUCUAAAUUACAGUAUUUUCGUAUCUAUAGUGGUGAUCUAAGACUUGUAGCUCGCGAUUUUAAAUUGCUUCUUAAGAAUUUGACUCAAUUAAAAGAGCUUGAUCUUUCAAAUGUAAACAUCUCUUCUACCAUUCCUCCAAAUUUCUCUUCUCAUAUAACAAUUCUGAAGUUGGGAUCCACAGGAUUGCAUGGGAUAAUACCUGAGAGUAUUUUUCACUUGCCAAACUUAGAAGUUCUUGAUUUACGAUCCAAUGCUCAGCUUAGUGGUUAUUUUCCAAAGACUAAAUGGAAUAGCAGCGCAUCUCUCAUAAAGUUAGAUCUCUCUAGAGUGAAUUUCUCUAGUAAUUUUCCUGAAUCUCUGAGCUAUCUAACUUCACUUCACCAUUUGUCUCUUAGAGAUUGCAAUCUUUGGGGGCCUAUACCCGAAUCCCUUUCAAAUCUCACACGCAUAGAGUAUUUGGACCUUGGAGAUAACUCCCUGAAUGGAACAAUACCAUCAUGGAUAUUAUCCUAUUCAUCGCUAAAUCGUUUAGACUUGAAGAAUAACCACUUUUCUGGUCAACUUGACGAUUUCAAGUACAAUACACUAGUUUGGAUUAACUUAAAGGGCAAUCAACUGCAAGGCCAUCUUCCCAAGUCAAUUCAAAACCUGGUGAACCUAGAGGUUCUUGAUCUUUCAUCUAACAAUUUUAGUGGUCAAGUGGAUGUUAGCUACUUUUCAAACCAUAAUCAGCUUACCGAUCUUGAUCUUUCAUAUAAUCGCAUCUCAUUGACCAAUGAGAACGAAGUUAAACUUAGUUUACCCAAAUCUCUUUUUAGGUUACUAUUGGUUGCAUGUGAAGUAAAAGAAUUGGAGUUUUUGAGAUCUGCAAAGCGUCUUAAAACUUUGGAUCUUUCAUAUAAUAAGAUUCAAGGAAGAAUUCCUAAUUGGGCAUGGUCUAAUUGGAUGUUUUCAUUGGAAUAUCUUGACCUAUCCCACAACAUGCUGGAAAGUGUAGACUCAAUUCCUCCUGAAUCUUAUGUAUAUUGGAUUGAUUUACGGUCCAAUUUUCUUCAAGGGCCAUUACCUAUUCCACCAAAUUUCAUAGAAUACUUUUUUAUAUCAAACAAUAAUCUAAGUGGGGAGAUCCCUUCUUCUGUUUGCACUGUGACAUCAUUAAGAGUUUUAGACUUGGCAAGAAACAAUUUGGAGGGAGCAAUUCCACAAUGUUUAGGUAACAUGAGUAGACAACUCGAGGUUUUGGAUAUGCAACGCAAUAGUCUUUCUGGGGAUCUUCAAAUGACUUUUAGCUUUCAGAAUGGACUCAAAAGCUUCAACUUGCAUGGCAAUAAGCUAGAGGGAAAACUCCCACGAUCGUUGGUAAAUUGCCAACAUCUGGAAGUUCUUGAUUUAGGAGACAAUCACUUUAACGACAUGUUCCCUAUGUGGUUGGGAACUCUUCCGAAGCUACAAGUUUUAAGCUUGAGAUCGAAUAAAUUACAUGGAGCUAUUAGAACUUCAAGGAUUAAUUUGUUUCCUCAGCUUCGAAUAGUAGAUCUCUCUGGCAAUGCAUUUUCAGCAGAAUUACCAACAAGUCUUUUUAAACAUUUGAAAGCAAUGAGGAGAAUUGAUCAUUCAAUGAAGGAACCAAUAGAUGGAUAUUACCAAGACUCAGUAACUCUUGUAACAAAGGGGUUGCAGUUUGAAGUUGUGAGAAUCUUGUCCUUGUACACCACUAUCGAUCUUUCCAACAACAAAUUUGAAGGACAUAUUCCUAGUGUUUUGGGAGAUCUCAUUUCACUUCGGGUGUUGAAUUUAUCUCAUAAUGGGUUACAAGGUCAUAUACCAUCAUCACUUGGAAAUCUAUCUGUAGUCGAGUCAUUGGACCUUUCGUUAAACCAACUAGCAGGAAAGAUACCAGAACAACUCGCUUCUCAGCUUACAUCUCUUGCAGUUUUAAAUCUAUCCCACAAUUAUCUUGAAGGGUGCAUCCCUAGAGGACCUCAAUUUGCUACAUUUCAGCAGAAUUCAUAUGAAGGUAAUGAUGGAUUACGUGGAUUUCCAAUUUCAAAAGGUUGUGGCAAUGAUAGGGUAUCAGAGACAAAUAAUACUGUAUCUGCACUAGAUGAUCAAGAAAGCAAUUCUGAGUUUCUCAAUGAUUUUUGGAAAGCUGCUCUAAUGGGAUAUGGAAGUGGACUAUGUAUUGGACUAUCCAUAAUAUAUUUCAUGAUUUCAUCUGGAAAUCUUAAAUGGCUUGCAAGAAUCAUUGAAGGGAUGGAACACAGAAUUAUUACGCGAAGGAAAAAGAAGCAGCGAGGUCAAAGGCAUUACAGAAGAAGAAAUAAUAAUCGCUUCUAGACAAGUUACCAAUCGAGCAAGAUUUGAUUUCAGAAUUGCAGGUAAUCAAGUUAAGCUCUACGUCAAUCUUUUAGUUUAUUGUAACUAUAGUAAUAUCUUGAGUUUUAUACUUUUGUUAUUACAACUAAUCAAUGCUCUACUAAGCAUAUGUUUCUUUCCAAAUAUCUCAAUUAGCCUUUGUUUAUGUUUUACGCUAAUAAGAAUUUAACUAUAACAUGCGACAGAAGAAGAAUCAUAUGCCACCAUUUCCUGGAGCUAUUAUAGAGGCUUUUACAGGGCUAAUGGAUUUGGCUAUUCCUAUGUUCACGUUUAAGCUUUAUUUUGUAACAUGUAUCCCAU